CUUUCCUCUGCAACUAUUCCAUCACCAAAUCACCAUGUGAAACAUCUCUCUCUUCAAAAUUCUUCCCCCGUCUCCACACACACACACACACUAUCACACACAUCCUUACACGUACACAUUUUCCCUCCAGAUCUGAACCCCCCCAUGGAACCUCGCCUCCUAAUUCAAACCCUAACAACCACCUCAACCACCGCCACUGAACUCCACCAAGCCUGGCACCUCCUCUCUCUCCUCCUCUCCCUCGGCCGUCCAUCUCUCCCCGCCGAACUCGCCUCCAAAUGCCGGGCCCCGAUCCGCUACAUCCAGUACCUCUGUUCCGUCCCUAACUCCCCAAUUGUUUUGACCAGUAACCUCCUCAUUACUCCGUCGCCGUUCGCGUUCACGAUUCUCCAGAAGCUUACCACAAGCUUGAGUCGUGUUGAGUUCGGAGUUUUUAGGCGGAGGAGGGUUUUGGAGGACGUCGGGAGAACGUACUGUAGGAGGCGGAAGAGGCUCGGAUCGGAGAUUGAGGUUACGCCUGUUUCGAAAAAGAGACUUGUUUUGCAGGAUAUUGAUGAAAACGAAGAAAAUCGAAUCGUGUCGAUUUCACCUAUUGGAACUCCCGUUGAUUGCACGGAGUUACAUAUUCCAGUGGUUGCAUGUACAACCAGAGGAUUGGAUGCACAGACGGGUGAUAUUUCAAUCACGAAACUUGAAUCAGCAAAUUUUGAUAUAGAAGUUGGAAUGCCUCCCUUCUCAUUCAAUCUAAAUACUGGAUUGUCGAGUUAUGGAUUGGAGAACAUUGAUCUUGGAAAUAGUAAACAGACAAGUAUCUUGGAGCAUAUGCAGGAGAAUCAACAUUCAUACGCCUCAGGUUUUCAGCAUAGCUUUCUUAAUUUUGAAAGAUCUCCAGGUAUUCCUCAUCCAGUAACAGUACAAAAAAUAAAGGCAUGUAUGCUUCACCCAGAACAAUAUAUCCCGACCAAUCCAACAGAAAAUUCAACUGCAUGGAGGAAAAUUACAAUGGAUGAGAUGAGCUUGAGAAAUGGAAUCAGUUUCAAUGCCACAGCACGCGCAGAAGUAGAAAAAUGCAUAGUUCCACGAGAAGAAGAGGAAGAAUCAUUAGUUGAUACUAUUUGCCAUGAGGGCGAAGUUGAAUGCAUUGUCCCAGCAGUCAAUAUUGCUCAAACACUAAUGUCACGUGAUGGCAAAGCAAUGAAGGUGGUAGAGAGCAUUGAUAUGAGUCCAUAUCCGGAUGUAGAGGAAACAACUGCAGAUGUGGAGGGUAAGGCUAUUCUCUUAGUGGCUGGGCUCUCUGUUCCUCAGAAGCAGCUUAUGAAAUCCUCCACCAAAUCAAAAACCCCUCGAAAGGAUGUAAUAAACCCAAAACAGCAAGCUCUCCGCAAGGCUUUGGGCAGUUCUAAAGGUGUUGAUUCCCCUAUAGAGCAUCUUCAGAGUGCAAGAGAUAGAAACUUAAUCUUCAUGAAGCAGAAGAUAAAGCAGAACUGUGACGAAAAGGUGAACACUAGGAAAAAGGGGGAAAAUUGUAAAGAUAAAAGAGACAAGCCAAUCUCCAUUGCCCUCAAUAACCAACAGGAGCCAAAACCACUACCAAAAUUUGAACAGUUUAUUAUAAAGGAGGAAGAAGGCUCUGGUGGUUAUGGUACAGUCUACAGGGCGCAGAGAAAGAAUGAUGGAACAACAUUUGCGAUUAAAUGUCCUCAUGCAAAUGCUAAUAGACACCAUGUCCAUAAUGAGCUGAAGAUGCUGGAGCGAUUUGGGGGUAAGAACUAUGUCAUAAAGUAUGAAGGGUCUUUCAAGAAUGAGAAUUCGGAAUGCCUCGUUUUAGAGCAUGUGGAGCAUGACAGACCUGAGGUCUUGAAGAAAGAAAUAGAUGUUUUCCAGCUCCAGUGGUACGGCUAUUGCAUGUUCAGAGCACUUGCAGGUUUACAUAAGCAGGGAAUAGUUCACAGAGAUGUUAAACCUGGCAACUUCCUCUUCUCUCGCAAUGUCAAUAAAGGUUAUCUCAUCGAUUUUAACCUUGCCAUGGAUAUGCAUCAAAAGUAUGGAACUCUUGACAAAUCGAAGGGGGUCUAUGAUAUGAGUCUCAAUCAUGCUCCACUUGUCCAUGCCAAAACUCUGCCUCCGUACAAUCAGAAGUUUCUGGUUGGAAAAUCUGCGGAAGCAAUCAAUAAGGAGGCUGGAAAUGUUUCAAGGCCACUUUUAUUGAACCCGAAAAAGAAGGUUGUGUACCAAACAAAUGCCUUAACUGACUUGGGCGGCAGGAAUGCGUUGAAAAGCCAAGGAGCAGAUGGCUCUGGUAUAACUUCAACGAAGGAUGCAACAAGCACUAGAACUCCUUCAACAGAAAGGUUAAGGGAACCCAUUCCAUGCCAAGGUAGGAAGGAGCUGCUCAACCUGGUGCAGAAAGCAAUGCGGAGUCCAAAUUACGAAGCACAUAGUGUUCCAUCUUCAAAGAGAAAGAGGGUUGCCGCACUUCCAAGUAAAGUAGAUAGAAAACUAGUAUACCUAACUCCAAUGCCACUAUACUCAACUGGCACUGCUGUUGCUGGUGCUGGCCUGAUAAAGAGCAAAGGUGGUGGAAAGCCAAAGAGAGAAGGCCCUUGUGUAGGAACCAAGGGCUUUCGGGCUCCAGAGGUAUUGUUCAGAUCACCAUAUCAAGGCCCCAAAGUAGAUAGCUGGUCUGCUGGGGUUACCUUACUUUACCUGAUGAUCGGAAGAACACCCUUUACUGGGGAACCCGAACAGAACAUAAAAGAAAUUGCUAAGUUGAGAGGCAAUGAAAAUCUCUGGGAAGUAGCCAAGCUACAUAACUGCGAAACGUCAUUUCCAGUGGAUCUUUACGAUGUACAAUUCUUGCCAUCUACGAAACUUAGAGAUUGGUGCAAACAGAACACUAAAAGACCCGAAUUCUUCGAGUUGAUCCCAAGAUCACUGUUUGAUCUUGUGGACAAGUGUUUGACAGUGAACCCGAGAGCAAGGAUAAGCGCGGAGGAAGCACUCAGGCACGAGUUCUUCAACCCUUGCCACGAUGGCCUCAAAAAGGAGAGGAUGGUCAGGAAGGGGCUGAGCUUGGACUCUAGGACUAACCAUAUUUUGAAUAGGCAGUUAGAGACUUGUGAAGGUUUGUUAUGAGCUGCUUCAGCUUUCCGGAGGUUUCAUUCUCUGUGAUGUCCAUUCUGUAAUGUUGCAAAAUGAUUAGCCCAGAGACGGCGAAAAGAUUAGUGGUUAUGUUCGUUGUUUCUGGCGGAGAAAAUUGUAUUUUCACCAUGUUGUAAUGUUUGGUGUUGAUUAUAGUUAAGUUCUAGCUGGUGUUUGAACAUGUUAA
Molecule: messenger RNA, 3328 nt
Organism: Rhododendron vialii
Lineage: Eukaryota; Viridiplantae; Streptophyta; Magnoliopsida; Ericales; Ericaceae
Exons: 15
Coding region: 145-3135 (996 amino acids)
Biological process (GO): protein phosphorylation; mitotic DNA damage checkpoint signaling
Cellular component (GO): nucleus
Molecular function (GO): ATP binding; protein serine/threonine kinase activity
Source: RefSeq, a predicted model, not a curated record